Messenger RNA from Lotus japonicus, 1217 nucleotides. Its product is annotated as aquaporin SIP1-1-like. The transcript is spliced from 2 exons. Gene Ontology annotation, biological process: transmembrane transport. NCBI's taxonomy places the organism in Eukaryota, Viridiplantae, Streptophyta, Magnoliopsida, Fabales, Fabaceae. Gene Ontology annotation, cellular component: membrane. Bases 188 to 907 code for a protein of 239 amino acids. Gene Ontology annotation, molecular function: water channel activity. The record is from RefSeq and is a predicted model, not a curated record.
GAAAUAUAUGAUAUGGAAAACAUAGAAAAUUAAAGAGAAAUGGUCUGAAAAAAUGCCUCUCUUGCUUCAUUAGUAGGAGUUCUUCACUUACAUCCAUAGAAUGUUCUUCUAUCCAUCUUUCUCCAAUUCAUAGCCAAAAACACAGCAAGAGAGUGCUGUGUUGAGAGUCCAAAGGAAAAAAGAGGACAUGGGGUUGAUUAAAUCAGCCAUUGGAGAUGCAAUUUUGACAUCAAUAUUUGUGUUCUGCAUCUCAUCUCUGAGGACUCUCACAUUCAAGACAUCUCUUUUCCUUGGUCUUCAAUCAGUUUUCCUUGCAACCCUCUUCAUCUCCACCAUCAUAAACACCUUCAUUGUCCUCACCAUUAGCCUAAUUGGAAGGGCCUUAGGUGGUGCUAGCUUCAACCCUUCAACCACUGUUUCCUUCUACACUGCAGGAUUCAGGCCUGAUGCAUCACUUUUCUCCAUGGCUGUUAGGUUCCCUGCUCAGGCAGCAGGUGGGGUUCUUGGUGUCAUGGCCAUCCUUGAAUUGAUGCCAGAACAGUACAAGCACAUGGUGAAAGGUCCUUCUUUGAAGGUGGAUUUACACACAGGGGCUAUAGCAGAAGGGGUGUUGACUUUUACUCAUAACUUGGUUAUCCUCUUUAUCAUGUUGAAGGGUCCUAGAAACCCAUGGGUGAAGGUGUAUUUGCUUUCUGUGGCAACUUUGGUUUUGGUUCUGACAGGCUCUGGAUACACUGGGCCUUCUUUGAACCCAGCCAAUGCAUUUGGAUGGGCCUAUAUGAACAACAAACACAACACUUGGGAGCAAUUUUAUGUGUUCUGGAUUUGCCCUUUGAUGGGGGCUGUCUCUGCUGGUUUGGGCUACAGGUUUCUGUUCAUGUCACAAACCAAGCAGAAGAAAGCUUGAGAGAAGACAAUUUGUUAAGGUUCUACAUGUUAAUUAAAUAAAUGUCAUAGAUGUUAAUUGGUUAAGCUUCAACAUGUUGAUUUAGAACUGUGUUCUUAAUUUUUAUGUGCUAUUUGUUGAUAGGGGAAUUUCAGUGUUCAACUUAGUUGCUAACCCUUUUUGGAGUAUGCAAGUCUUCAUGAUAAUUGAUGAAGUUGUUUUUGUGAGAGUGAGUAGACAAAUGGAUAGAAUGGAUGAGGCCAUGAGGGGGAGAGGGGAACUAGAAAUUUAUAUUGACUUGAUUUGUUUGUGGAUGAAUUACUCAAUUUCA